UGCUCGCUGACCACUGAAAACACCAAGUGCUUAUUCUCUGGCAGUCCUGGAUGUCAGGGUGUGGCUGGGCCGAGCUCCCUCUGCAGGCUCCCAGGGAGGACCUUCCUGGCCACCUCCAGCUUUUGGUGGCUCUGGCGUCCCUUGGGUUGUGGCUGCCUCCCGCCUCUGCGUGUCUUCCCUCCCUUCUCUCCGUCUUCCCUUUCGCCUUGAGUCUUCUGUCUUCUGUGAGGAUUUAGAGCCUGCCUGGGUCAUUCGGGACAAUCUCCGUGCAGGGUCCUUCACUGACGCGCAUCCUCAGAGAUCCUUUUUCCAAAUAAGGCCAAGAUCACAGGUUCCGGGAUAUGGAUGUGUCUUCGGUCAGGGGCGGGAAGGGGGGGUUUGCCCUUCAGCCUCCUACCGUGGCCCUGUGCUCCACCCCUCAGCACCCCCACCCGAGGCAAGCCUGGAUCUCACCCUGCUGGGUCCCACAGGCAGAGCGUGGGCUGGAGUGAGUGGGGUCGCCCCACCCCAUAGUGGGAGCCCCUAGCCCAGCCUCCUGGCCUCCCACCAUCCCAGUCUCUCCCUGGGUGGGGUUCUGGCUCCACAGGUAACCAAGAGAGCUGCUGGAGGCCUGGAUGUGCCUCAGUCCUUUCCCAAGGAGCUGCUGCUCCUGGUUCCCAACCACACCGGUCAUCACUGCUGCUGGAAGGUGGCUGGGGCCUCCUAAAUGCUUCUUUCUUCAAACUGCUGCAUGUUGCUCCUUUGCUGGCUUGAGGAAGGGCCCUGGUCUUGGGCCCUGGAGUUCAUCCCAGGAUCAGAGGCUCUGCAGGCUCCAGGCCCCACCAGUCUCUCUGAGGAGGCUCAGACGGGGCCAGGGGUCAGGGCAGCUUCGCAUGCCCUGAAAAUGCAGAUUCAGCACUGCAGCCCCCCACCGCCCAGAGGUUGGUUUAUUUCAGUAGAAAUACAUGCUUUAAACUGGGGUGUCUGGCUGGGCACGGUGGCUCAUGCCGGUAUUCCCAGCCCUUUAGGAGGCUGAGGUGUGUGGAUCACCUGAGGUCAGCCUGGGCAACAUGCUGAAACGCCAUCUCUACUAAAAAUACAAAAAAGUAGCUGGGUGUGGUGGUGGUUGCCUGUAAUCCCAGCUACUUGGGAGGCUGAGGCACGAGAAUUGCGGAGGUUGCAGUGAGCCAAGAGGGUGCCACUGCACUCCAGCCUGAGUAACUCCAUCUCAUCAAUAAAUAAAUACAUAAGACAGGGUGUGGAGGCGCACACUUGAGGGAGUGGUGUCAGGUGAGGUAGGGGCCGGGUCUGCAGGCAGCCUCUGCCUGGCCUGGGGUGGGGUGGCUCUGCCCAGUGACAUCACUGGCAUGGAGGACAUGGCCCCAGAGCUGGGCAGACUGGGGUCCCCAAUCUGCAACUGUAUGGCCUCUGCCAGUGGACUCAGCCUCCACAUCCUCACCUGUGAAAUGGGCCAGCAGUAAUGUGUUGUGGACAAAACUGUGUGCUGCGUGUGAGCUCUGCUUAGCCCCUCUGAGGGUCAGUGGCUGCCCCUCCUGCCCCUGCUUCCCGAUGCUCCCUGGAACUCAGCCAGUCUCUGGAGUACCGACAAUUCUCAGAACCUAGCUGGGUUCUGAGACCUUCUUUGAUGUGAAAGUGGAAGGCUGGCCCCAGACUGGGCUGCUGCCUGCCAAGCUCAGCCCUGGGGAAGUGGGUCCGUGAUGCCUUUUCUCUGUACACAGCGUCCAGUCUCUGUGGCUCCCCUGGGGUCUCCUGAGCCACAGCCCCUCCCAGCCUGGCCAGUCCCCUGAGGCUUGUGCAGGGAAAGGCGCCCGGCAGAGGUGGCUUCACCCAUUGCUGUCCCCUUUCUGGAUGGGCCUGGGUGGGGGACAGAUAUUGGGCACCUCCUCCCAGGAGGGGAUUUGUUUUUUAUUUGCAAAAUUUGAUCCUUCGAGGGCCUAUUCAAACGCCCAGCCGCUCCCUCCCUCCUCAGGGGCCUCCUUUGCGGGCAGCUGGUCCUCUGGGCGCCUCGUUAGCUCACCAGGACAUGCCCCACUUUUCAGAGCCGCUGAUUCUCCCCGAUCCUUGCACACGAAGCGAGGAUGCGGAUGCACUGUGCCUUCUGGAAUGCCUCCUGCAGCCUUCAGAACACGCAAAAGAGCUCAUUACCAAGCCCCCCACUGGCCCCCAACUCCCUGCCUGCCCCCUCUCCCCACCUGCCCCCACUCAGCCCCCAACUCCCUACCUGCCCCCAGUCCCUGCCUGCCCUCCACUCAGCCUGCCCCCCACUUCUCAUCUACCCCCUGCUCCCCAUCUGCUCCCACUUGGCCCCCCACACCCCAUCUGCACCCCACUCCCCGUCUGCCCCCACUUGGCCCCCUACUCCCUAUCUGUACCCCACUCCCCUCCUGUCCCUGGCUCCUGGCCUGCCCCCCACUCCCUACCUGUCCCCCAACUUGGCCCCCCACUCCUCGUCUGCCCCCUGCUCCCCAUCUGCUCCCACUUGGCCCCCUACUCCCCAUCUGUACCCUACUCCCCAUCUGCACCUCACUCCCUGUCUGCCCCCCACUUGGUCCCCCACUCCCUACCUGCUCCCACUCCCUGUAUGUUCCCCCACUUGGCCCCCCACUCCCCAUAUGCACCCUAUUCCCUGUCUGCCCCCCAAUUUGGCCCCCCACUCUCCAUCUGUACCCCACUCUCUGCCCCCUACUUGGCCCCCCACUCCCCAUCUGCACCCCACUCCCCUCCUGUCCCUGGCUCCUGGCCUGCCCCCCACUCCCUGCCUGCUGACUGCUGCAUCCCAGGCUUCUUCACACCCUCUGGCCAGGCUCUUUUGAGGUCAAGCACAUGGGCCCCCAUCCUGGACUCAAACUACACCUGUCCUUCUGCCCAGUUCCUGGACUGUGGGUUUUGGGGUGAUAGCUGUGCCUCUGGGCCUCAGUCUCCUCAUCUGUAAAACGGGGGCAAUGGUGGUUGUGAGGGUGAGCUGGUGACUUGUAGAAAAGGAUGGGGACCCACGCUUGUGCUAGUGACGUGGGCUCCUGGGACAUGUCCCUGGCCCUCCCUCAGAGGCUGUUGCUUGGCCACCAGCACAAGUCUGGAAACAGCACUCGAGGUGCAAUUUGGGACAGAGCUCAGGGGCCAGCCAGCAGCUGGUCACCAAGGUGCCAGGUACCUCUCCACUCCCCAGGGCCCUUUCCCUCCCAGUCAUGGCAGGCAGUGGUGGGCCUGCCCCGUGUCCUGAUUGUGGGGUCUGGGACCAGAGACAUGUGUGCUCCCCGGCCCCCCACGAUCAUAUGCAGCAGUGUCUCUGAGCGACGCCACCAGCAGUCACAGGCAGAGACUGUCACCAAGAGUGAGGCCAUGGAGGUGCGUCUCCAUGCUGUGCUGAUCAGUGCUGGCUCUCUGGACUGGUCAGUGCUGCCCGACUAGCCCCUGGAAGCUCUGGGCACCACAUACCCCCGCUUCUGCAGGAAGCCCCUCUACUCCAGCCCCAAGAACUGGCUCCAAGGUCCACUGUGAGGCCAGAGAGCUGUAGCCCACCGUGGAGGGGGGCAGCCCUGUGGGGGUCUGUGCCAUAGGUGGGCUGGGGGCUUUUGGGGGGGUAGCUGACAUUGGCAGCAGUGAGCCCUUUCCCCAGACUGCAGCCCUGGUAAUGGGGAUAGGAAAGGCCAGUGGGACCCCUCUCUGGGGGCUGGGCAGCAGAACAGGGGCCUGGGUGAGUUGGCCUCACUGGCCCGGGACCCUAAGGUGCUCUGGCCCCAGCCCUGCCCCCGAUGCAUCUGGGCUGCGGGGGUGGGAAGGGCAUGUGGUGGGUGGGUGAGUGGGGGCUGUGAUUCAGGCUGAGCUGUCGCAGGCGCCUGUCAGCCGCACGCUGCUGGGGAAGUGUCUGUUCACACAGAAAACACGUUCUGAGCCCCGGGAUCUUCGUCAUCCUUCAGAAAUGCCAACCCUGUGAAUCGAGGUCUGUGCUCUGCUGCUGGCCUGUCGGUGGUGGUGUGGCUUGAGCAGAGGCUUCUGUCUCGGUCCAAGCCCCAGCAGUGACCAGGAAGGUGGCCCCUCCCUCCAGCCCGAGGCUCACUUGCUGGUAGGGGCAGCCCCUCUGCACUGCUGAGCCUGAACUUCGACGUGUGCAUCCAGGGUGCAGGAGGACAGUGGAGGCCGAGUGCAGCCCGCCCGGCUGCAGGUCCCAGGACAGUGGAGCUUCAGGGGACAAAGUGGAGGUUCUCCAGGAGCCGCUGAGGCCUGGGUCCCCCCCAAGCUCCCCCUACACCCCGACCCCCAGCCUGCCUGGCGGGUAGCAGCUCCACGGAAGUAUUUCAUCUCUGCUCAAAGGCAGUAGCUGCUGUCCUGGAGUGAGCCUGGUGGAGGGAGCCUCUCUGGUGGGGACGGGAGCCCUUGAUCCUGCUUCCUCCUCUCCCUCCUGCCUCGGCCCUCCCUGCCUGUCACCUGCCCCAGCUCUGCUGGUCUUUGGAAGAAGCCACUGUGAGAAGCAAGAGGUGCCCACUGUGGGCAGAGCCGUGAGGAUCCCCAGGUCUCUCCAGCAGGCCGAGCUGGGUGCCCGUCAGCCUCCCUGGGGCCUGUCCUGCCUCACUCGGCUGAUCUAAGACAGACACUGAGCCGGAGCUCCUCGGAAUGGAGUGCGGUGCCCGGGGACAUGCUCCUGCAUCAUUCACACGUGGGACAGGAUGGCUGUAGAAGGCCCAGGGCGGUGGCUUUCAGAGACAAUCCGGCCAGCGGUAACGGAAAUCAUCUCCCGGCUGAAUGGAGGGCGGGGGCAGCCUCGAGGAUGGAUUCUUCACUAGAACCUGAACCUGGGUUUCACUGGCCUCUGGAGGGGGUUUUGUCCACUCCAGGGAUGCUUGGCUGGGCCGGGACCUGCAGCCCGCACCCCUCUCUCCCUCCUUCCCACCCUCGGGUGUGUCUGCGCCUUUCGCCUUCUGUCUCCUCUCCCUGACUCCGUUUCUCCCUUCUGAGACUUGGGGCUGCUGGCCCUUUCCUGAGCGGACUGUCACCAGGACGUGUGGA
Molecule: messenger RNA, 5004 nt
Organism: Callithrix jacchus (white-tufted-ear marmoset)
Lineage: Eukaryota; Metazoa; Chordata; Mammalia; Primates; Cebidae
Source: RefSeq, a predicted model, not a curated record